This is a messenger RNA of Helianthus annuus (common sunflower), 2458 nucleotides long. RefSeq names its product nucleolar GTP-binding protein 1. Gene Ontology annotation, molecular function: GTP binding; GTPase activity; RNA binding. NCBI's taxonomy places the organism in Eukaryota, Viridiplantae, Streptophyta, Magnoliopsida, Asterales, Asteraceae. The transcript is spliced from 3 exons. Gene Ontology annotation, biological process: ribosomal large subunit biogenesis. The record is from RefSeq and is a predicted model, not a curated record. Gene Ontology annotation, cellular component: nucleolus. Bases 175 to 2175 code for a protein of 666 amino acids.
UGUCGGUUCUAAAACCCCCAAAUAAAAGCAAAAUAAAACCCUUUCUUCAUAAUUAGGGUUUUCAAGGUGUUUCAGCCUUGUACCCAGUUGCCACCAGUAGUGCUCAUUCAUUCGCAGCACUUGAUCUAUUGUAAUCUUUCAGCUGUUUCUGAGUUUUGGCAUAAGCUAUCAAACAUGGUGCAGUACAAUUUCAAGAAAAUCACCAAAGUACCUACGGGGAAAGAUUUUGUCGAUAUCGUACUCAGCAGGACCCAGAGGCAAACACCUACUGUUGUCCACAAGGGCUAUGCUAUCAAUCGCAUCCGUCAAUUUUACAUGCGAAAAGUAAAGUUCACACAAACGAACUUUCACGAAAAACUUUCCACCAUCAUCGAAGAGUUCCCGAGGCUCGAUGACAUCCAUCCUUUCUAUGGCGAUCUUCUUCAUGUUUUAUACAACAAAGAUCAUUACAAACUCGCCCUCGGUCAAAUCAACACCGCAAGAAACCUUAUUAGUAAAAUCGCCAAAGAUUACGUGAAGUUAUUGAAAUACGGCGACUCGCUCUAUCGAUGCAAGGCUUUGAAGGUUGCCGCUCUUGGUCGAAUGUGUACGGUCACCAAAAGAAUCGGGCCGAGUUUGGCGUAUCUCGAUCAAAUUCGACAACACAUGGCGAGACUGCCGUCAAUUGACCCCAACACGAGGACGAUAUUGAUAUGCGGGUAUCCCAAUGUCGGGAAAAGUUCGUUUAUUAACAAAAUUACCAGGGCUGACGUUGACGUCCAGCCGUAUGCUUUCACCACAAAGUCGUUAUUCGUUGGUCAUACGGAUUAUAAAUACUUGAGAUAUCAAGUGAUUGAUACUCCAGGGAUUUUAGACAGGCCGUUUGAAGACCGUAAUAUUAUCGAAAUGUGUAGUAUAACCGCGUUGGCGCAUCUAAGAGCCGCUGUGUUGUUCUUUCUUGAUAUCUCCGGUUCUUGUGGGUACACUAUCUCCCAACAAUCGGCACUUUUUCACAGUAUCAAGUCUUUGUUUAUGAACAAACCUUUGAUUAUAGUCUGCAACAAGACUGAUUUGCAGUCACUGGAAGGGAUAUCUGAAGACGACAAGAAGUUGGUUGAGGAAAUGAAAUCGGAAGCAAUGAAGACGUUAAUCGGUCAAGGUGGCGAGCCUCGAGAGGGUGCGGAAGUGCUUUUGACGAUGAGCACUUUGACCGAACAGGGUGUGAUUGCGGUUAAAAACGCUGCUUGUGAACGGUUGUUAGAUCAAAGAGUUGAGGUUAAAAUGAAGUCGAAAAAGAUAAAUGAUUGUUUAAACCGUUUCCAUGUUGCUGUUCCGAAACCGCGUGACCAGAAAGAACGACCCGCGUGCAUACCACAGGCUGUUCUUGAAGCGAAAGCUAAAGAAGCGGAAAAAGAAAAGAAGAAGCUCGAAAGGGAUCUUGAAGAAGAAAACGGAGGUGCGGGUGUGUAUUCCGCUAGCUUGAAGAAACAUUAUCUUCUUGCGAACGAUGAAUGGAAAGAAGAUAACAUGCCGGAAAUCCUUGACGGGCAUAAUGUGUACGAUUUCGUCGAUCCCGAUAUUUUACAACGGCUCGAGGAGUUAGAGAAAGAAGAAGGGCUUUUACAGGAACAAGAUGACGAUGAGGAGGAGAUGGAUGUCGAGGAUUUGACCCCGCAACAGCAAAAGGAACUAGCGGAAAUCAGGAGAAAGAAAAGCAUACUCAUCCGAGAACAUAGAAUCAAGAAAAGCACCGCGGAAAGCCGACCCAUUGUACCAAGAAAGUUCGAUAAAGACAAAAGGUUCACUUCUGAACGAAUGGGUCGUCAGCUGUCAUCAUUGGGGCUUGACCCGUCUAAAGCGAUUGAACGGGUUCGAAGCAAGUCUAGAGGUCGUAAACGGGAGAGGUCGGCUGAUCAUGACAUGGAUGUGGAUGAUGACGGUUCGAAUAAGAAGAUGAGGGCGAGGUCGUUGUCGAGGUCACGGUCAAGGUCGAGACCACCGACAAGUGAGUUGGUUCCUGGUGAGGGAUUUAAAGAUUCGGCUCAAAAGAUUAAGGCGUUUAAAAUGGGUAAGAAGUCUGUUCAGAAGAGGAACAAAGAUGCUAGAAAGGGUGAGGGUGAUAGAGUUAUUCCUAAUUUAAAACCGAAACAUUUGUAUUCUGGCAAACGUUCCAACGGGAAGACCACAAGGCGUUGAUGAUGGUGUCGAACCUUAAAUUUGAGGACAUGCUGACCAGUGAUGAUCAUAGUCUGGAUGAAUGCUGCUGGUGACAUCCAAGAAAUGAGAGCUUAUAAUUUUGAAAGUCUUUUUGAGUUUUGGAAUGUUUGUUUAUUAUUCUUUCUAGUUACUGCUUGUAUGUUUUUGAACCUAUGAAUGUUAGUAUGAAAAAAAUGGACUUGGGUGCCAAGUUGUUGGUAGAAAUUUUAUGGAUCGUAGAAACAAUCGAACCAAAAGAAACUAGGUCGGUUUAAUAUUUACA